Messenger RNA from Manis pentadactyla (Chinese pangolin), 4640 nucleotides. RefSeq names its product MIS18 binding protein 1 (gene MIS18BP1). The coding region runs from base 590 to 3871 and encodes 1093 amino acids. The record is from RefSeq and is a predicted model, not a curated record. Lineage: Eukaryota; Metazoa; Chordata; Mammalia; Pholidota; Manidae. The transcript is spliced from 17 exons.
CGCAGAACAUCACGGGAGGAACGCGGGACGGCACGCCCCUGCUGAAGAAGCGCUGAGGCUACUAGAGGGGUUCCUCCGUACCAGCGGCAGCUUGGGGUUACUCACCUCUGAGGAAACAGCAUUUCCCACGGGGCAGUGGGUCGCCCCUGUCGCGUGAGACGCAAGGUGACGCAAUUCCUGAGCGCGCCAAUCCUGGGCUAAGUGGAGGGCGGGCUCUUCAAAUUUGAAUUUCAAACUGUUGUGAGUUUUGGGGAAUCUCGCGGAGGUGGUGAGGGUCACCUGGGACCGGGGUCGACGGGGGUCGAAGGCGCGAGCCCUGGGGCGUCGGGCCUCAUCCGCGCGAAGCCAGGCAGGGACUGCCGCCGUCUUGCCCAGCCGGGCCCCUCACCGAGGACGUGAAUUGGACUUCAGAUAUUUUUGAGUGGACCCUACCAGGAGGUUUUUUUGUUUUUCUUCUGCAUCUAUUCUGCAAAGCCUCUAUGGUUAGAAAAUCCUAGAUUCCUCUCUGGGCUGCUGCUGAAGGUCUAUCCUGAAAAUUGCUUUUAAGUGAAUUUUCUGAUAAAGGAAAUUUAUUGCUACUGUUAUCAAGAUGAUUGCAACACCUUUGAAACAUCCCGGAAUUCACUUGUCUUCAGAGACAUCUUCUCAGAGAAGAAAUAUGCCCAUGCAUGCAGUCUUCUUUGACAGCAUUCCUUCAGGCACACUUACACCUGUAAAAGAUUUGGUAAAAUAUCAGAAUUCCUCUUUAAUGAAUGAUCAUAAAAAGAAUGAGUUUCUAGAAAUGACCAUUUUUAAUAACAAAAAUAUAUUUCAGUCUACCAUGCUAGCAGAACCUACCACCUCUAACAAUUCUCUUGAUAUCAGUGCUAUAAAGCCCAAUAAGGAUGGAUUAAAAAAUACAGCGAACUAUGAGUCACCAGGGAAAAUAUUUCAAAGAAUGAAAGAAAAAGUACUGCGUAACAAGCAAGAACAAGCAUCAAGAAAAAGUAGUUUGUUGGAAUCACCAAACAGUAGAAGUAAUAAAAUCUUCACUCCUAAUGAAGCUGGAAAGAAAAUAUUGCAUCAUACCUACCUCUGUGAAGAAAAGGAAAACAACAAAUCAUUCCAAUCAGAUAACAAUUCACUAAAAGAGCUUCCAGUUCUGAACCAAGAACAUGAAGGUGUUUCAGCUACAGGAGUCUCAAACAAGGCAUUAGCUGGACGGAUUCUUCACUCUAAGGAGAAUACAGUUGCAACCACAAAGUCCAAAAAGGACACGUUUGUUUUAGAAGGCACUGAUUCUGCCUAUGAAAAAUCCCAAAAUACUACUAUUGAUACUAUCUGUGUUCCUAUUAAAAAUGGCAGUCAAUUAAUGGUUUCUGAUAGUACGGUGACAACAGAAGGGACUUUACAGCAGGAAAUUAAAGAAGGAAAUGAGAUAACAGUGCCCAGAGAAACUGACCUUCCAGGUUCCAUGAAUGAUACCUGUAAAAUUGUGCUUGCAACUCCAAGAUUUCAUAUAACAAUACCUCGGAAAUUGAAAAGAAAUGCUUCAAAGCUUUCUCCUCCAACUAUAUUUCAAACUAUUACAAAUGGAGUUAAAAAAAACAAGGUAGUCCAGCUACAGGAAUGGAUGAUUAAAAUCAUCAAUGAUAACACUGCUAUAUGUGUAGAAGGAAAAUUGAUAGACAUCACUGACAUAUAUUGGCAUAGUAAUGCAAUUAUAGAACGGAUUAAGCACAACAAACUUAGGACUUUAUCAGGCAACAUUUAUAUAUUAAAAGGAAUGAUUGACCAGAUUUCCAUGAAAGAAGCAGGAUAUCCAAAUUAUAUCAUAAGGAAGUUUAUGUUUGGCUUUCCAGAAAAGUGGAAAGACUACAUUGACAAUUUUCUAGAGCAAUUAAGGGCUUGUGAAAAAGAGGGAAAGGCCAGACAAAAGCAGAAAACUAGAAGAUUUGUCUCUGAUGUACGAAAAUCAAUGAAAAAUGAUGUAGGAGAAAACCAAACAGAUGUCCUUCAAAGAGCCAGCACCACUUAUGACCUUGACUGUGAUCAUUUGGAACUGAAGAAUAGUAAGCACAGUAGGUUGCCAGGAGCUACAGAAUUAAAUGUUUGCCAUAGUAAUCACCAAAAUAAACCACCAUUAAGACUCCUAGACGACCAAAUAAGUAAUACUAUUCAAAAUGGAGAAGAAUAUGACUUUUCUAAUCAGGAAUUAACUGGGGAAUAUAAAAAGAUGUCAAAGAAACUCAAAAAUUAUGGAAGAAGAACAAACAAAAGGAUAAAUGAAAGUGAGAAGCAAGAGGGAACUGAAGAGUCGAAUAUACCCAUUGACAUUCUGACCUCAAGAGAACAGUUUUUCUCAGAUGAAGAAAGAAAAUACAUGGCUGUUAAACAGAAGGAAGCUUAUAUUUUAGUGACACCACUGAAAUCUAAAAAAGUGAUAGAGCAAAAAUGCAUGAAAUAUAAUCUGUCCUCUGGCACCAUUAAAGCAGUAACAGAUUUUGCAUUGCCAAAGCAUCAAAAAGAAAGCAAGUCAGACUUUAAUGAAACUAAAAGUUCAAUCAAUAAGCCCACAAAGACUUCAGAAAAUGCCUUUGAGUAUAAUGUGGGUCAUAAAAGUAAGAAUAAGGAAGAUUGCAGUGAAUGUGAUUUACUUACUGUCAACCAGAAAAUAAAAAUAUGUAGCCCUGAAAAGGAACAAACAGUCACCUCUGACUUUAAGAAAGAUAAAAGAUUGUUAUCAAAAUUGAAAAUUGAAAAUAAAGAAACUAUGUCAUUUUACAAGCAUCAGCCUUCAUCAGAUUUGUGUAGUGAAGAAAGUGAAACAGAAAAGGAAAUUAGAAGGAAAGCUGGGAUUGUUAAGAAAACCAGAACAAGAAAUACCGAAGAAACAGUGGCUCCCCUGAGAAAAAGCACAAGGAACACAACAAGGAAAAUCCCAGGGAUUUCUGAAUCUGAAACUGAAGAAAGUGAAAAUGAAUUUCAUAUCAAACAGAAGAAAGCUAGAUGUUCUGCUAAAGAAAAUUUUCAGAAAUAUGGUAUUAGAAAUGAAUUUCCAAUUAUUGAGAUGAUGGGAUCUGAUAAGACAAACAGGCAUUUCUUAAAAAGUUUAACUGGUUUAAUUCAGGAUGAGGAAUGGAAUGAAAAAGAAUUACAGAGACUUCAUUGUGCUUUUGCAUCUCUUCCAAAGCACAAACCUGGUUUUUGGUCAGAUGUAGCUAUGGCUGUAGGUUCUCGAUCUGCUGAAGAAUGCCAGAGAAGAUACAUGGAAGACCCCCGAGGAAGAGGAUCCCAGAAGCAUGUCACUGAGAAAAAGCCAGUCAAUCCCAAAGGCCAAGGUAGUAUAGGUGAUGCUGAUAAAAAUCAGACUAUUAAGAUAACUGCCAAAGUGGGAACUCUUAAAAGGAAACAGCAGAUGAGGGAUUUUCUGGAACAGUUGCCAAAAGAUGACCAUGAUGAUUUUUUCAGUACAACACCUCUGCAGAAUCAACGAGUACUGUUGCCAAGUUUUCAGGACAGUCAAGAAGAAAAUGAUAUUCUGCCAAAUAUGGACAGAAAUCCAACAACUCCAUCAUCAGUGAUCUUUCCAUUGGCAAAAACUCCUCAGUGUCAUCAUGUCAGCCCUGGCAUGCUAGCUUCUAUAAAUAGGGCUGAUUGUGAUAAAUAUGUUUUUCGUAUGCAAAAAACCCAUAAAAGUAAAGGUGGUAUUGUCUGGGGCAAUGUCAGGAAAAAAGCAGUUGAAACUGAUUUUUCAACUCCAAGAAGAAAAAUUCCAUUUAAUAAAGAAUUUGGAGAAAAGUCUGGUAUUGGAAAACUUUUCACUAAUGCUAUGGAGUCUUUAGAUGAAGAAGAGAAAGAUAAUUAUUUUUCAAAUUCUGAUUCUGCAUAAUAAAAAUGAGAAACUUUUUCCAGGAUUUUUAUCAAGAAGCAGACAGUGUUUUUGUAUCUUCAUUUGGAGUACAUGUAUUUUCUUUAAAACAUAGCUUUAUAUGAAAUUGUGGGCUGCCUUCCAGCAGUUUCAUGUGUUUGUAUUCAAAGUAUCUUUCUAUAUAAAAUUCCUCAUUGCUGGAGCUUAUUAAAAAUAUAUAGAAAUUAUUUUGCUUGAUACCUAUUUGUAAAUUUUGUUUUUGCAGUAUAAAAGAUGAUAUAGAGAUAAAUCUCUCAUAAGGAUCUAAAUCUGUUUACUUUAAGAAAAUCAUGUUCCAAACAGGUUUUUUAAAAGGUUUUAAGAAAAUGUUGCUAUCGUUAAGGGAGGUGGUAGGGAAGAAUAAAAGACAGAUGAAAACUUUGUUAGCAUUUGUCACCACGUGGUAUACAAGUCAGAGUUGAUCUAAUAUUUAAAUCACAUAUUGUUGAACCUGAUUUUCUCCUGAUUGUAUUUCUUAAAAUUUGUAAAUGGCAUAUCUGUGAAACCUAUAUAAACGCGUUAUUUUCAGUUAUUUUAUUAGGUAGAAUCAGAAAAAAUUUUGUUGCAUUCUUAAACCUUAUUUACAUAUGUAGACAUAGCUUACAUUUGAUGUCAGUAUUUUAAAAACUGGAUUAGACGAACAUGCAAGUAAUAGAUAUACCACUGUAAGGAGUCAAGUUUUGUGUCCUGUCAUAGUUAAACACUGUUUUCAUUUCAGACAUCUUUAGAAAUAAACUUUUAGUUUAUUCUG